This is a messenger RNA of Oppia nitens, 1386 nucleotides long. Its product is annotated as 1,5-anhydro-D-fructose reductase-like. The transcript is spliced from 4 exons. The record is from RefSeq and is a predicted model, not a curated record. Bases 1 to 1386 code for a protein of 461 amino acids. Gene Ontology annotation, molecular function: oxidoreductase activity. Lineage: Eukaryota; Metazoa; Arthropoda; Arachnida; Sarcoptiformes; Oppiidae.
AUGAUAGGAUUGGGAACAUUCACGAUAACCGAUGAAAAAUUAAUUAAAAGUGUUAUUAAAGAUGGACUAGAAAUUGGUUACAAUCAUAUCGAUACUUCAUAUUUUUAUAUGAAUGAACAAUAUAUUGGCCAACAAUUGCGCCAAAUAUUUUCGCGACCUAACAGUCCUAUUAAGAGACGGCAUAUAUUUGUUACUAGUAAACUGUGGAAUACAUAUCAUAGCCGUAAAAAAGUGACGGAAGGCCUCAUGUUAUCAUUGAAACGAUUAAAUAUAAAAUAUUUGGAUUUAUUUUUAAUACAUUUUCCCUUUGGAUUUGAAGAAGGGGGUGAAGACCUACCCCUCACACCUGAAAACACUUCACGUGACUCUAAUAUAUCAGUAGUGGAAACCUGGAAGGGUAUGGAAGAUGUCUAUAGAAAAGGAUUAGUUAAGAGCAUUGGUGUCUCUAAUUUCAAUGUGGAUCAGUUGUGUCGACUCAUCACUCAGUGUCAGAUCAAACCUGUCGUAAAUCAGAUUGAAAUAAAUCCUUAUUUAACUGAAGAAGAUUUGGUAUCAUUUUGUCAAAGUCGUGGCAUUCAAGUGGUAGCGUAUAGUCCGCUGUCAAAGGCUAACCAAACACUGCUAAACGAACCGAUUUUAGUAAAUAUAUCCAAUAAAUACAAUAAAACAGUGGCUCAGGUAAUCAUGAGAUGGCUUUUACAAAGAGAUAUAGUUGUCGUCCCGGGAACUACUAAAAGGUCACGACUGGUUGAAAACUUUAAUAUACUUGACUUCAAACUCACUAAAAAUGAAAUGAAAUCUAUUUCAGGACUUAAUAAAAAUUGGCGAAAAACUGAUUUCAAUAUCGCGAGCCGUAUAAUCCCAGCCGCUGUCAACACAAAACAUACGGUUCAAUACUCAGACUAUAAUCUACCCGUGCCUUACACAACACGUCGGCCACACCUAAUACAAGUGGACAGCACUCAAACAUCUUUUCUCAUACAAUUCAAGUCGAUAUCCAGUAAUCUAACUGUCACUCAACGACAUGAGUCUGCAAAAGCUAUGAAUAUUUUACGGUCUAAUAGUAUGGACGCACCACAUAUUGUCAGUCACAUCGUAUCCAAACCUAUUAUACAAGAGAUUAGAGAAGUCAUAACUCCUUACAGACAUGUCUUCCAAGAGGUGAGACCUGUUGUACAAGAAAUACAAACAAUAGUCAAUAGAAAAGAAGCCGAUCGUCCACUUUGGCCAACCAUUCAAAACUAUAGGAAACCGUUGUUUUCAAAACAUAUCGAUUAUAAUAUUAGUAAUGUUUUAAAUGAAACACAAGAGGAGUGGAUGAUAGACAAGAGCUUAUAUAGCGAUUUUGAUAAAGCAUCAAAAAUAAGCUAUAUGGAUCAGUAUUAA